Messenger RNA from Trichoderma gamsii, 123 nucleotides. RefSeq lists its product as hypothetical. The transcript is spliced from 2 exons. The record is from RefSeq and is a predicted model, not a curated record. NCBI's taxonomy places the organism in Eukaryota, Fungi, Ascomycota, Sordariomycetes, Hypocreales, Hypocreaceae. The coding region runs from base 1 to 123 and encodes 40 amino acids.
AUGAUGUAUAACAAAAUAUUGAUCAAAUCGAUUGAUAAACAACUAUAUGGAGCUAUCCCAGAAACUCCUGUGACUGCCACUGCGCCACAAGCACCAUGGCGAAAUGAAAUGGAUAAGACAUGA